AUGGCAAUCUGGCCAUUUCGGCGGAAAAGCCGUAAGAGGCGUUCUCGCCCCGCCACGACGGAUUUCGAUGGGCAUCGAGAUGCUACCCAAAUAGGCCAAGCUUCGACAGCGGAACAGGCAAAGACUGGGCAGGAUCGAGCGGAUCCUCACAAGCUUCCACGAAGAGCACGCACCUACAGCUUCUCCCCCGGUCGCCACGAUUCGAUUAAACUUGGGCGGAAGAUUAGCGUUGAAGGAAAAUGGAGAGUCACGGGAUUAGCAGCAAACUCUCAAGGGCCCACCAACACUGAACUAGGUCGGAACGUGUUCUUUCGCGUGCCUACUCUUCACAACAAACGCGACGGCGAUGACCUACUACGAAAGAAAUCGAGCAAGAAGAGGCGGAGGGACGAUCGUGCGCGGGAGGCAGAGAUCAAGGCGAUGAGCACAUAUGUGCCUAUUCGAGCAGCAACCGAGGACUGGAUGGCGGGACGCCCCAUGAAGAAGGACAGCAAGAAAAUCAAGAAUGGUCUCGGAUUUCGGGGUCAGAGAUCCUCCGACGUGUCCUUACCCGUACGCGAAUCCCUUAACUCGGCCUUUUCAUCCGACUCCGAACAAAUCUCCUACAAAGUCUCGGCAUUCGAAGCACUCGCUCCUAGGCCAACCCUUCGAUAUUCUACACAUCCGCGACAGGGCUCUUCACAUGGCGAGGUUGACGCAUCAGGGCUUGCCAAGAAACCUUCACAGCGCCAGAAGAGGCUCGUAGAACCCAUACCAGAGGCGACACUGAAGGCACAUAAACGUGUUGACGACCUCGCUAAUGACCUAAGCGCGAGUGAUCUUCGCGAGUUGAUGGAGCGAGAUCGGCGACGGCGCGAACGGAGACAGCAGCGAGAACAGGAAAAGGCGCAAACGAAACUAGCCGAACGGGUGGAAAAGCAGCGCGCUGAUGAGAAUGACGCGCAGAAGGAAGGCAGGGAGUCUCCUCCAAACCUGGAGAGAGGCGUUCUUGGCCGUGAGGCCGUGGGUUUGGGGAUCGACCCUGCGUCUGCGGUGGUAACGUCAUCAAGGAUUCGUAAAUCGGACGAGCUUUCAAGAUCAGCAAGAAAGCGAUCGAGGGAAGAAUUCAACGAAGGAAAAGACGAGGAAAAUAGGCGACCAUACCCACUGAGAUCUUUCCAUCGCACGGAAAGCAUUCCGAUCGAGACUCCCACUUCCCCCCUCGGGCCAGAAGCCCCUGGCUUAGCCAAUUCGCAUUCAAGGGGUUUCUUCUUUAGCACGAAUGGUCGAUCAUCUCGACAAGCCUCCUCGGCCAAGACGGAGCACUCGGAACAGAUGCGGAGAGGGUCGGAGACCAGCGGCUCCAGAGGACCAAUAUCAUGGGCAUCCAUCUUCAGGUGGGGGAACAAGAACAGACGAAGCUCCGGUGGGCCGUCUUCGUUCUCCAACACGUCGCGCGACUCGAUGCAAACGCCACAACUACAGGUGCCAACACCACCAUCCAAUUUCACCCCGCGACGGGUUAGCUCGGGAGUACCGAAGCGCACGAAAUCGCGCUUCCGUGAAGAUCUUCCCGAGCUCCCAAUCACGCCACCGGGAUCCAGGAUACACUUAAACGAGGGUGAUUCGAUUCCCCCCACGAUCGCCGAGGCGUCUCCUAACCCAAACAAUGAUAUCGAUCCUCUAGGAGUAACGACAUCGGAGAAUGGCCCUAGAUACGAGACACCAACGUCAUCAGAACAGAGAUCUGUGGACGCACUCCGUCAUACGCCCUCGUCCUUCGGCCACCCCGAUGAGCGUAAUAUGACCCCUGAACCGCAGACCAUGUCGCUUGCCUCCAUAGAUUCUGAGGCAUCAUGGCUAUCCGGGCGCUUUUCGGCGAAGAGGCGAAAGUCAUCAAGUCUCAUGAGGUCAUCAACACCAUACAGGCAGCUUCCUCGGACAUUAGAGCCGGAUAACGAGAUUCAGGAUGGAUAUUCGCCCGAGCAUGAACACCUAAAUGAGGAAUCAUCCAUCGUGGAUGAUGAUUAUCUAUCCCGUGUUGCACGUCCUAGUGGAGAACGUCCUGGAUGGAACCGGCAAUCCAGUGGGGAGGCUCGCGCAUCAAGUGAUUGGGAAGAGGAACCUCAUUGGGGAUCUGUCAGGGAAGGGCAACCCGUUGUCAUUCACGGUCAUCCUGCCAAUGUCCGAACGAAAAGCUUUGAAGGUUAUCUCAAUUUCUUGGGCGAUACGCAUACUCCCGAGGCAAGCCCCGAACACUCGGACACCUUGGGGGAUGUGAAAUACGAGGAGAUUCGGCGAGCGACCAGCGUGAAUCUGGGCAAGGGACACGCACGACACAUUAGCGCCGGCAGCGCUCGGCUACUGUCCCUGUCCCCGCGUUCUUCCACCGAUAAACGGAGGAGUCUACCACCGAAACUCCUGGAUGACUCGGCAGCGCAAGCAGCUGGAGUCGAGAAGCAGUGAGUGGGCGAUAUGUAGUGGUUAUGACUGGCUGAUCCCGCGAGAUACCCCACCCUCGUUUCGAUUUGUUUUGUCUUGUUCAUAACAUUUUGUGAAGGCGCCAUUUUCUAACUUACCGAUUACCAUUCACUCGUUGGAGGCGCUUUUCCUUUGUUCUUCGCACCACACUACACCACAUUACAAAAAAUACCCCAUCACCUUUCUG
Neurospora tetrasperma FGSC 2508 is the source of this 2647-nucleotide messenger RNA. RefSeq lists its product as uncharacterized. The transcript has a single exon. The record is from RefSeq and is a predicted model, not a curated record. NCBI's taxonomy places the organism in Eukaryota, Fungi, Ascomycota, Sordariomycetes, Sordariales, Sordariaceae. The coding region runs from base 1 to 2445 and encodes 814 amino acids.